Platichthys flesus (European flounder) is the source of this 7220-nucleotide messenger RNA. RefSeq names its product eph receptor A7 (gene epha7). Gene Ontology annotation, cellular component: plasma membrane; neuron projection. The record is from RefSeq and is a predicted model, not a curated record. Gene Ontology annotation, biological process: protein phosphorylation; cell surface receptor protein tyrosine kinase signaling pathway; axon guidance. Gene Ontology annotation, molecular function: transmembrane-ephrin receptor activity; ATP binding; protein binding. The transcript has 17 exons. NCBI's taxonomy places the organism in Eukaryota, Metazoa, Chordata, Actinopteri, Pleuronectiformes, Pleuronectidae. Bases 53 to 3031 code for a protein of 992 amino acids.
GAGACAGUGGCAAAGCGAGUUACGGUCUAGAGUGAAAUCCGCAGGCUGCACCAUGCUCUCCAGGUCCAUCCCGUGCGUGUGGAUUACAGUUUGCCUUCAUCUCUGCUACUACGUGGACAGCGGGGACGCACAAAACGCGAAAGAAGUGAUUCUGCUGGACUCCAAGGCACAGCAGACAGAACUGGAGUGGAUCUCCUAUCCUCCCAACGGGUGGGAAGAAAUCAGCGGCUUGGAUGAGAACUACACACCUAUCCGCACGUACCAGGUUUGCCAGGUCAUGGAGCCCAAUCAGAAUAACUGGCUUCGGACUAACUGGGUAGAGAAGGGCGAUGCUCAGAGAAUUUUUGUGGAACUGAAGUUCACCCUGAGGGAUUGUAACAGUUUGCCUGGUGUGGUCGGCACGUGCAAGGAGACGUUCAACUUGUAUUACCAGGAAACGGAUUCAGAGGUGGGCAGGAACUUACGGGAGAACCAGUACGUGAAAAUCGAUACGAUCGCUGCAGAUGAAAGCUUCACUCAGGGGGACCUGGGCGAGAGGAAGAUGAAGCUGAACACAGAAGUGCGCAUAAUUGGCCCCCUGUCCAGGCGGGGCUUCUACCUGGCCUUCCAGGAUGUAGGGGCGUGCAUCGCCCUGGUCUCUGUCAAAGUUUACUACAAGAAGUGUUGGUCUAUCAUUGAGAACCUGGCUACAUUCCCCGACACCGUGACGGGAUCAGAGUUCUCCUCGCUGGUGGAGGUCCAGGGCAUGUGCGUGAGCGACGCAGAGGAGGAGGCCGACAACUCUCCCAAGAUGCACUGCAGCGCCGAAGGGGAAUGGCUGGUGCCCAUUGGGAAAUGUAUAUGCAAGGCUGGAUUUCAUCAGAAGGGAGAUGCGUGUGAACCAUGCGGUCGUGGUUUCUACAAGUCUUCCUCCCAGGACCUUCAGUGCUCUCGCUGUCCGGCGCACAGCUUCAACGACCGCGAGGGCUCCUGGCGCUGCGACUGCGAGGACGGUUACUACCGAGCACUCUCUGACCCUCCGUCUGUGGCCUGCACAAGACCUCCCUCGGCGCCACAGAACCUGGUCUACAACAUCAACCAGACCACUGUUAGCCUGGAGUGGAGCCCGCCGGCCGACACAGGCGGCCGCAAUGAUGUCACCUACAGGGUAAUAUGCCGGCGCUGCAGCUGGGAACCUGAGGAGUGUGUUCCGUGCGGGCAGAAUGUGGGAUAUUCUGCUGCACAGUCAGGAUUAGUGGACACCUACGUGACCAUCAUGGACCUGCUUGCCCAUGCCAACUACACGUUUGAGGUGGAGGCUGUCAACGGGGUCUCGGACUUGAGCCGCACACAGAGGCUGUUUGCAGCGGUGAGCAUCGCGACUGGUCAAGCAGCUCCAUCCCAGGUCAGCGAGGUCAUCAAGGAGAAGGUGCAACAGCGCAGCAUCCAGCUCUCCUGGCAGGAGCCGCAGCAGCCCAACGGCGUCAUCACGGAAUAUGAAAUCAAAUACUAUGAAAAAGAUCAGAAGGAUAAGAUUUACUCCACGGUGAGGUCCAAGUCCACAUCGGCCAUAGUGAACAACCUGAAGCCCAGCACGGCCUAUGUUUUCCAGAUCCGGGCCUUCACUCAUGCGGGCUAUGGGACCUUCGGCCCCAGACUGGAGAUAACCACCAAGGAGGAGGCCACAGCUGCGAUUGUCUCCAGCGAGCAGAACCCCGUCAUCAUCAUAGCAGUCGUCGCCGUGGCGGGAACCAUCAUCCUGGUGUUCAUGGUGUUCGGCUUCAUCAUCGGGAGAAGGCACUGCGGGUACAGCAAAGCGGAUCAGGAGGGAGAUGAGGAGCUCUACUUCCAGUUCAAAUUUCCAGGCACCAAAACCUACAUCGACCCUGAGACGUACGAGGACCCAACCAGGGCUGUCCAUCAAUUUGCCAAGGAGCUGGACGCCUCCUGCAUUAAAAUCGAGCGGGUUAUUGGAGCAGGAGAGUUUGGGGAGGUGUGCAGCGGGCGGCUCAAGCUGCCAGGAAAGCGGGACAUGUCGGUGGCAAUCAAGACGUUGAAAGUGGGCUACACGGAGAAGCAGAGGCGGGAGUUCCUUUGCGAGGCCAGCAUCAUGGGACAGUUUGACCAUCCCAAUGUUGUUCAUUUGGAAGGUGUUGUGACAAGAGGAAAACCAGUCAUGAUUGUCAUUGAGUACAUGGAGAACGGCUCAUUAGAUGCUUUCCUCAGGAAACACGAUGGUCAGUUCACAGUCAUCCAGUUGGUGGGGAUGCUGCGGGGCAUUGCGGCGGGAAUGAGAUAUCUUGCCGAUAUGGGAUACGUCCAUCGAGACCUGGCUGCGCGAAACGUCCUCGUCAACAGCAAUCUCGUGUGUAAAGUGUCGGACUUCGGCCUCUCCAGGGUGAUCGACGAUGAUCCGGAGGCUGUCUAUACAACAUCUGGCGGCAAAAUACCUGUGAGGUGGACCGCCCCCGAAGCCAUCCAGUAUCGCAAAUUCACCUCCGCAAGUGAUGUGUGGAGUUAUGGUAUAGUCAUGUGGGAGGUGAUGUCCUAUGGGGAACGGCCUUACUGGGACAUGUCGAAUCAAGAUGUCAUUAAAGCGAUAGAGGAGGGCUAUCGUCUUCCAGCCCCAAUGGACUGUCCGGCAGGGCUGCAUCAGCUAAUGCUGGACUGCUGGCAGAAAGACCGAGCCGAACGGCCCAAAUUUGAUCAGAUAGUUGGCAUCCUCGAUAAGAUGAUCCGCAACCCCAACACCUUGAAAACCCCAGUGGGAACGUGUACAAGACCAAUUAGUCCACUGUUAGAUCAGAGCACACCAGACUUCACUGCUUUCCGCUCGGUGGGAGAGUGGCUGGAAGCCAUCAAGAUGGAACGAUACCGAGACAACUUCACAGCGGCUGGCUACAGUUCCCUGGAAUCUGUGGCCAGGAUGUCAAUCGAGGACGUGAUGAGCUUGGGGAUCACGCUGGUGGGCCAUCAGAAAAAGAUCAUGAGCAGCAUACAGACAAUGAGGGCCCAGAUGCUCCAUCUCCACGGCACCGGUGUCCAGGUGUGACUUGGACCGGGCCACCUCGGGCAGGGGUGAUCACGUAAAACAGAGCGUACCUGGAGCAGCGCCUGGGACGUUUUACCAGGAUCUUCAAAGUAAACAGGCAUCUGUUAUGUCUGACUCUUCCGGCUGUGUCCGGAGUGAAAUCAUUCCUUUGUUCCUCAGUGAAGGAUUGUGGUCCGCAUCUUCUGAGGGCACUAAAGAGAGGAAAAGGGCAACAAAAAAACAAACAGUAACAAAAAAAGAAACUACCUGGACAAUACUUUUCUUUGUUCUUUUCUUGUUUGUUUAUGAGGCGCUUAGAGACUCAACCACAUAUCAAAUGGCACAUCGGAAAGGAGUUGGACGCUGAUGUUCCUUGAACUUAAUGAGUGAUUUGAGUGCGCACCGCGGCCAUGGAUUUCCUUUCACGAGAACAAAAACAAACAUCUUGCAAUGGUUUCACUUUCUUUGUUUUUCUAUCUGUUCAUUUUCUUUGUAUCUGCCACAGUGACAUGUUGUGGCGCAUGCAGCAAUGCUUUCUGCUCUUCUAUCUAGACUUGACAACAGGGUAAACUCCUCUUUUAUCCAACACGGAGGGAAAUCUCUCGGCACAGAUCCCAACGUCCCUGUCUGUGCCGAGACACGCCGGGCUGUUUGAACUAUUUGCAGUGGUUGGUGUUUUCAUGCUAUCCUCACAUGCUUGUGUGCGGCUGACUGGAGUUUUUGACGUGGUGUCAACCUUUCACAUUUUUGUAUUUAGUAAUUUUGCCAAGAGUGCAACACUCGAGGAGACGGAAGAUGUGAACUCUUCUUUGAAUCACAAGACUCUUUUUCUUUAUCCGAGUAGCAAUAUCCUUUGUCUUAGUGUUCACAACAGGAAACACACAAACCAUUACUUGGUUGUUGAGUAGAAUGUUUUAGCACUGUUAAAAGAUUGUAUUGAAAUUGAAGCCAACGCAUAUUGUUUUGCCAUGAUUUUGCCUAAAAUGUUGCACACAGGAAUUUGUAAGGGUGGAUCCAAGAAAGGUGUAGACGUAAUACUGCCUUAAAAUACGUUACAUUCAUUUUGACACUAUUUUUGGCACUUCAAUGGCAACGCUUUUUGCGAUUCAUUUUUUUUUUCUUUCUAUCUGGAACUUGAACAGACACGGUUUAACGCCACAAGCGGCACAGUCAGCGAAGAGGAGAUGAUCUUAACAGAGCAAUAAUUACCAGGUAGAAAUGGUCCUCACCUGAGAUUCUGAUUUUUUUUUAAGGUGCUAGGUAUAAACACAUGCGAGUGCUGUGCUGAGAAAAACCCUUUGGAAAGAUUCAGUCACCGCUGUAAAUGAAAGGGAUGUACCUCUUUAACCUAAGAACGGUUUUGGGAUGCGGUCAGACACAUACAAAAAAAGAAGAAACUGCUGUGCCAAGUCAUCAAAUGAAAUAAUCAUGUCGUACUUUGCCACUAUGAUAAGCCGAAGGUUUGAUGAGAACCGAACAUGGCAGGGAAAUGUUUAACUGAGUGGCUGCAGAGAUGAAAGAGGCAACUUUCGAAACACAAGAAAGGUGCCAAUUAGCCUCGCUUAUAUUAUCUUACACCAACGCGCCGCCCAGAAAUCAAAGUGCCCCUUCAGGGUUUGGGUGUUAAAGUGCGGGAGCGUGUGUCAAGCACUGAUCGUGUCGCUUAAUUCCACUGCCCAAUGCAGCCACCUUUGUUUAUUCAUGCAUCUCCACCGCUCAUCCCUCACAGGCAUAGAUGGAACAUGCAUAAAAGUGUCUCUUGGGAUUGCUCCUCUUUUCUCCCAUACGCACACGGUGUGUACUGAAAAUAGAGACGAGGGGGUUUUGCAGAAGACGUCGUCCUAAAAGCCAAUCAACCCAUUUGGUGCCAUCUGUCUCCACUUCACAUGCAAAAAAAGGCGUGUUUCCAUGUUGAGUGUGUUUUUUGUGCAGUUUCAAUAAGAAAAAAACACUUCACAGUAAAACAGAAAAAAAACAUUUGCAAUUUCUUGUAUUGCUCCUGCAGCCCGAGAUAUAAAUCUAGAUAUUCACAGAUGAUGUAAUUUUAUUAAAGUUCUUUUUUGAAUUUACAUUUAAAUUCCACGAAAUUCUAGUUCAAUUUGAACACCUUUGGAAGUGGGUACAGCUGAACUAAUACGAAAAAAUUUGCAAAUAUUGUCGUGACAAUAAAUGUGUUAGUUUAAUGUGUACUGCACAAAUAGGUAAUCAAAGCACAUGAACAUUUCUUGAUCUCUCAGCUUUUUGACCUUUAAAAUUUAAAAUUUUUGUGAACCUCAUCUAAAUUCUCAUCUAAAAUAUGGCUGAAUUGCAGAAGCAGUUUAGGUGCCAGCAGUGAACCACCACAGUAAUUCACAGUGUUGUACAGGCUAUUAACACUCUUUGACUUCAGUGCAGUAUUGCCCUGACUACAUGUAGAACUCUGUUAAUGUUUAUUGUCCAUGUGUGUAAACUUUGCUGUCCAGUGAUGUGGCCUCUUGUCCUGUGACGAUCACAGGUUGGAAUUUAAUUAAGAACCAUAUUCAAAAUGAAACCAGUUAUUAGAAUCCACCAAAAAACAUUCAACUGUUCUAUUGAACAGGUGUUUUUGCAUGACUGGUCCACUACAAAGGACCUGGACACGCUCGAACGCACAUUUGGAAGCUUCAAACUGUAUCGGCCUGUCAUGGACGCACCUUCAGAUCCAUUGUCCCCGUGGGACUCGCGCUGAGCUGCUCCGAACCCCGUGUCACACACACAAACACACACAUCCUCACUUUAUCCAUACAGCAAAGCUCAGCAAUUGGGUCUUAGCCAGAUCUUUGAAUUGAAUACCAGCAUAAAGUCAUUCAGUCAGCACAAAACUCCCCAGUUCACAGGCAGCACUCUGUCUCACCACCCCCCAUCCCGGCUCUGAUUUUCAAACCGGGCCCCUUGAGGCUUCUCACACCCUAAGGUAUAAUGCCUCUGAUCCCCUCUUUCCUCCCCCUGUGCUGGGAGAAACAGAAGUUUUGGCCAAAUUGAGAUUAAAUUGAUUCAUCGUCCAGGUCACCUGUAACCUUCACCAGCGAAGUCACUUUACUGUCUGUUUUAGCCUGUUUCAUCCCCCAUUCUCUUGAGCUUACUCAGCUUUGGACAAAAACAGGUUUUGCUGUGGCUGUAUUUUAGCAAAACGCACACACACACAUAAUCACAUAAAAAGAUAAAACACAGGAACCUGCAGGAUGUAGGCCAUUGGUCGGAAUCAGGAAUCGCUGAUAGAGUAUGAAGUUAUUUUUCAAAUCUCGUGGUACAGCAGUUGGACUGAGUUUCACCACCUUGGCGAGGUGGUGGAUAGUUCCAAAGAGUGCAGCACUGUUGAUUGUGUCAGACAGAGUCGAGAUGUGAGGGAAUCUUUGUAUAUGUUCUAAUUGUAAAACUUGUACAUUUUAUUUAUAUUGUUUUUUACACAUAUUACUCAGUAGAGAGCUCUGAAUACAUUGAAAAUGCACUAUAUUUUUAUAUCUUGCUGAUGAAUUAUUGUCACCCACAAGAUUUCAGUUGUACAUAAUUUCUCAUUUAGGACCAAAGACAGUUGAUAGGAUCUCCAUCUUUACUUUGACUUUGUCUAUAUUUUUGCCUUUUAGUUUGUUGUACAGUAAUACAAAUUGUCAAUGUAUUAUUUAUUUUUCUGUGAUGAAAGUAUUGAGAAUAUUCACUGGUCAAAAGUAUUUUCCCCGACGGAAGAAGAUCAUUUAAUUAGACAAUUUCUUGUUACAUAGACAAUUCUUUUUGCUUUGUAACCUUUGUAAUAGACUGUACAUAUAUUUUUGGAAAUAUAAUACAAUCUCUAUAGAAGUUGUGUGUGUCCUUUGCUGUGCUUCUUACAAUCUGGCUGGUGCUAAUCUCAUUACCUAUUCUUAGGCAUGGAUACAUCAUCAUGGAUUCAAUCAAAAGAAAGCCUGGAGUGCUUUUAAUUUAAAGGGGUGAAGGAAGUGAUGCAAAUAUGUAAGUUUAAGUCCGGUGUGGCCCGGACGUGAUGCAAGAUGGUUUUCCAGAAGAGGUCUAAUGUGAGAGGAGCCUGACUAAUCAGUGAAGGCCAUAUUGUGCCCAAAAAUACCCAAUCAGGAAGCAGCUACGAGUGUCAAAAGCAUAACAUCUCCAUUUCUGCCCAACAAUAUUGCUUUUUUUUCAAAUGAAAACUUAGUACCGUGGAUGUAGCCUUACAUUCAUGAUCUUGUGAUGAGAAGUCCAU